This is a messenger RNA of Rhagoletis pomonella (apple maggot), 1650 nucleotides long. It is a transcript of the gene Gmppa, whose product is annotated as mannose-1-phosphate guanyltransferase alpha. Gene Ontology annotation, biological process: biosynthetic process. NCBI's taxonomy places the organism in Eukaryota, Metazoa, Arthropoda, Insecta, Diptera, Tephritidae. Gene Ontology annotation, cellular component: cytoplasm. The coding region runs from base 84 to 1385 and encodes 433 amino acids. The transcript is spliced from 7 exons. The record is from RefSeq and is a predicted model, not a curated record.
UUUAUAGUGUUUACUUCUCUAACAGGCGGAAAACAACACGUACUACUGAUUCGAAGCCAACUUGGCAACAUAAGUUCUUGGUAAUGUUGAAAGCCGUAAUCUUAGUAGGAGGACCUCAAAAAGGAACUCGUUUUCGCCCGCUUUCUUUAGACACACCUAAGCCUUUAUUUCCAGUUGCCGGACGACCUAUCAUUCAGCAUCACAUAGAGGCAUGUCUGCGUGUUCCAGAGCUAAAAGAAAUUCUAAUUAUUGGCUAUUAUUCUCAACUUCAAAUGGAGAACUUUGUCAGUGAUAUGCAAAAUCUUUACAAUAUUAAUAUAAGAUAUUUGCAAGAGUUUACUUCAUUAGGCACUGCAGGCGGCAUGUACCACUUUCGUGAUCAAAUACGUUCAGGAAAUCCUCGUGCUUUUUUUGUACUAAAUGGCGACGUAUGCGCUGAUUUCCCACUGCUAGAUUUAUAUGCAUUUCAUAGACAGAGAGUCGAUACGGCUUUGGUGACCAUUAUGAGCACUGAGGCAACACGACAACAAUCGCUACAUUAUGGAUGCCUGGUAUUUGAUCGUAAUAGCGGUGUUGUAUCGCAUUAUGUAGAGAAGCCUAGUUCAUACGUGUCAACCUUUAUUAAUUGUGGUGUCUACGUGUGCUCCGUAGAUAUAUUUUCUCAUCUUGCUGAUGUGUUUUAUUCGAGGGGUCAGGAAUAUUUAUGCCCGAGUAUGACUAAUGGAGGAGGUAACGGCAAAGAUCAAGGACACAUACAAUGGGAGCAAGAGGUUUUGACGCCGCUUGCUGGUACUAAUAAACUCUAUGCAAUGCCAGUGCCUAACUGGUGGUCACAAUUAAAAACCGCCGGCUCUGCUAUUUAUGCAAAUCGUCAUUAUUUAGAACUAUACAAAAAUACUCAUCCGGAAAGGUUAGCCAAUUUUGGAGUGAAACGUAAUGAGUAUGAUUCUAAUUUAAUUUGUACAAUAUAUCCGGACGUUUAUGUACAUCCGAGUGCUACAGUCCAUCAUAGUGCAACACUUGGCCCAAAUGUAUCGAUAGGACCGGGUGUGACCAUCGGACCCGGCGUUCGAAUUCGAGAAUCAAUAAUACUUGAAAAUGCAGUCAUAAAGGAUCAUACACUAGUAUUGCAUUCGAUUGUAGGUCGAGGGUCUACUAUUGGACAGUGGUCACGAGUAGAAGGCACUCCGUCUGACCCUGAUCCAAAUAAGCCAUUCGCUAAAAUGGAAAACCCACCGCUUUUCAACAAGGAGGGCAAACUUAAUCCUUCCAUAACUAUAUUGGGCUGUUUUGUACAGGUUCCAUCUGAGAAGAUCUUAUUGAACAGCAUUGUUUUGCCGCACAAGGAGUUAUCUAGAAGUUUCAAGAAUGAAAUAAUUUUAUAAAAUUUUAAACAAUUUAGAACUUAUAUAUGUGCACAUAUUAAAUAUUCUUUUUUUUAGUUGUAUUCAACUAGCGAAAAAAGUUCAAAUUCAAAUUAGUAGCACAUUUGUAUUUUAAUAUGUAUUACGAAUGCUAUUGUGGAUAUCAAUUUACAUAUAUCUGCAGAUGCACACAUUUGUACAUUGUGUAAUUUUUUAAAUACAUACAUAUCUAGUUACAAAUAGCAUAUUUUUGAAAUAAAUCCUACGAGUUGAGUAUUUAUUAUUA